AUGGCCAAGAUCGGCUGCUUCUGCGCUCUGCUCGGCGGCAGCAGGAAGAAAUCGAAGGAUGCCAAGAAGGUGCCGUACGGCAAAAGGGCCAACGGACACGACUGGCAGAAGGUGAAACCGGUGGAGUCCAUGGACGGGACGGACGCCGCUCCUCCCGUCGUCUGCAAAGGCGGCAGCAUUGACAGCGCGCCGGCACGCGACACGAAAGUUGUCGCCGCUCAGACAGCCGUCGAGGUGGCAUGUCGAGGUCGUGACGGCGACAAGGCGUCGACGGCGAGGGUCGUACCGAACGUCGGCCUCAUCGGUGCAGCCACGGACUCGUCCGGCUGCAGCAGUGACGGCGGCGACAAGGACGCUAUCAGCGCCGCUGCCGCACCGGACGACGUGAUCAUGCCCGACGCCGUUGGUCGCACGCUGCCGAACACUCCACUGAGGCUGCAACGCUCGUGCUCCAACAUCGAGACGGCGAGGUCGGGCUGGAAGGCGCUCGACGACACGCUGGCGCCUGCCAAGUCACGCUCGCACGAGGACCUCGUGGCACUGCCCGCCGGCAGCCUGCUCGCCAGCCCUGAUGCCAACGGCGAGGCGGGCGGCGGGAGCCCGGCGUCGUCGGUGAGGUCGACGUGCAGCGCGGACCGCGUGAUGCUGCGGAGGCGGUCGUCGAGCCAGGUGCUCCCGUCGCGGAGCCGGAAGCCCUGGUGGAGCCUGUUCCUGUGGAGCCACCGCAACCUGCACCGCCCCAUGUCUUCAUCGCCGCGGCCGCCCGCAGACACAAACGACAACGACGACGGGCGCCGCUCCCACCAGCGGCACGACGGGUACACGUCCGACACGGUCGGGUCCAAGAAGAGCAAGGAGAUCGUCUCCCCCGCGGAGGACGAGCCAGCCCGGGCGAUCCCGAGCCAGUGGGUGGCGUUCUCGGCGGAAGCCUCGUCGUCGCUGGACCGUGUGAGCGCGUGGGUGAGCAGCUCGUUGAUCCACGCCGAGGAUGGUGAUGAUGACGGCAUCGUGGAGGUCGGGGAGUCGUCGGGGACGACGAAGUGGCACGCCCAGGCGGUGCCAGCGCGGCGGCGCAGCCCGGCGAACGAGGCCGCCGUCCAGGCGGCGAGCAGCGUCGUGAAGACGCUCAACGCGUUCUCGACGGUGGCGCACGUGUCCGGCAUGGGGCUCAAGGUCGUCCCCGUGAUCUCCGCCUUCUCCAGCCUCCGGGCGGUGAACCUCUCCGGCAACCUCAUCGCUCACAUCGCGGCUGGAUCGUUGCCCAGGGGCCUGCACGCGCUGGACCUGUCGAGGAACAACAUCGGCAGCAUCGAGGGCCUGCGGGAGCUGACGAGGCUGCGCGUGCUCAGCCUCAGCUACAACCGGAUCGCGCGCAUCGGCCAUGGGCUGUCGAGCUGCACGGCGAUCAGGGAGCUCUACCUAGCCGGGAACAAGAUCAGCGACGUGGAGGGGCUGCACCGCCUGCUGAAGCUGGCGGUCCUGGACGUGAGCUUCAACAGGAUCACCACGUCCAAGGGCCUCGGCCAGCUCGUCGCCAACUACAACUCCCUCCGGGCGCUCAACAUCCUUGGCAACCCCGUGCAGGCCAACGUCGGCGAGGAGACGCUCCGCAAGGCGGUGUCGGGCCUGCUGCCGCGGCUCGAGUACCUCAACAAGCAGGCCGUGAAGCCGCUGCGUGCAAGUGAGGCGGCCAAGGACAGCGUCGCCAAGGCGGCGCUCGGGAACAGCCGCUGGAGCUCGCGGAGGCGAGCGUCGUCGCGCCGGUCCAGCCUCAGCCCCGGGUCGUCAUCGAAGAGGGCUGGGAGCAGCAGCAGGAGCAGGUCCAAGAGCAGCAGCAGGGUUCAGAGCUCCAGCGUCACGAGGAGGUGAGACGAUCAGGCGCGCGGUAUAAACAGUGUUACAUUGACACUGGACUUGGAGGGCGCUGAGAUUCAGAGAAAUGGCGUGUGCUGAAAAAUGCAAUCCUGCCAUAUCAGACAGGCACUUGCAAAGGAAAUCAAGCGAUUCCUGAUGAACCCGAAAUGAUUCAGGAAAGAAGAGGCAUGCAAUCAGUAGUCAGGAGGUACAUGCAUCUGAGGGUUGCGAGAUUUGUUAAUAAGGCAAUGCUGUGAUAUCGACAGUGUACUUGAGAAGGAAGUGCAAUUCAGGUGAUUCCUGAUGAAACCAAAAUGAUUCAGGAAAGAAGAGGCGUGCAAUCAGUAGUCAGGACUCAGGACCUAGGUACAUGCAUCCGAGGGUUGCGAGAUUGUAGUAGUCUAGUGUAGUGUAUUGCGGUUUGGGGGCAAAACUCAAUACGAGGCUUUGGCUUGUUUGA
Molecule: messenger RNA, 2314 nt
Organism: Lolium perenne
Lineage: Eukaryota; Viridiplantae; Streptophyta; Magnoliopsida; Poales; Poaceae
Cellular component (GO): cytoplasm
Molecular function (GO): protein binding
Source: RefSeq, a predicted model, not a curated record